CGGUGGCUCGGCAGGCGCUGGCUGCGGGGCAGGCGGCGGCGGCGGUGCACGGGGCGGUACACAGGGAAAAGAAUGGAAAUCCUUCCAGAUGCAGCUUCACUGGCUACAAAACUGAAAAAUACUCUGAUCCAGUACUACAACAUUGAAGAUAGUGAAUGGCGGCCUGCCAAGAAAACAAAAGAUGCAACUGUGUGGCGCAAGCCAUCCGAAGAAUUCAGUGGAUAUCUCUACAAAACUCAAGGGGUGGUAGAAGAUGUCACCAACAGAAUAGUAGAUCACAUUCGCCCUGGUCCGUAUAGACUACACUGGGAUAGUUUAAUGACUACCAUGGACAUUGUUGAAGAGUUUGAAGAGAACUGUUGUGUAAUGCGCUAUACCACUGCUGGGCAGCUCUGGAAUAUCAUAGCACCAAGAGAGUUCAUUGAUUUAUCUUAUACUACUCAAUAUGAAGAGGGCCUGCUGUCAUGUGGGCUAAGUCUUGAAUUUGGAGAAGUAAGACCUAAUUUUGUCCGGGGAUUUAAUCACCCCUGCGGUUGGUUCUGUGUCCCACUUAAGGACAACCCUGACCAGAGUCUUCUGACGGGCUUCAUCCAGACUGAACUUCGAGGGAUGCUUCCGCAAUCUGCAGUAGAUACUGCCAUGGCUAGCAGCCUGGCUAAUUUUUAUUCCGACCUCAAAAAGGCACUGAAAACGUAGUCACAUAGUGACUUAGAACUCUGUAUGUUUCUUGCAAUCAUCUAUUUCCUCCUCUCUGUAUUAUGCUGAACAUGGUUUAGCUGCUUACUUCGGAGGGUAGUGGUAUUUUUCCAGUUAACAUCAGAAGCUAUAUUUAAGAGGGAUUCAACUUUAACGGUAACAUUUCAGCCCGAUAUCCAGCAGGUAUGUACAUAUUUUGCUUCUGCACUUAAGCUUGUGUUUCCUGCCUUCUGAAACUUACAGUACGACCAUACAAAAUCCCUUGCUUCCUAGAAAAAGUCUAUCUAAAACAUGGGCUAAAACCUGAUAAUAUGAAGUGACCUCUACGCUCACUGAAGUUGUGAGCUAACAGCACUUGUUGUGUGACAAAUGUGGGCCUUCUGUGCUGGCAGCACCUCAUUGCAAACGUAAUUUUAUAUUCUUUGUGUUUAAGGAAUGGACGGGUAAAGAUCUUAAAGUGUUUGGUCUGUACGUGAGCAUUUGUAGUUUCUGUAUGUUCCAGUUUAUUAAUCCAUACUUAUUUUAAUAAUGUCUGUUAAGGCUUACCAAAGGGAUAUUAGACAGGUAUUAAAUCACUUUAAAAUAGAGUUCUUAUUUGGGACUUACACACUUGCAACCUCAAAUGCCCGAGGUCUUGGCUUUUCAUAAUGUGGUUUUGUCUGAUUGUUAAAUGCCGUAGCUAGCAGAAAUGCACUUACAGCCCAUCCAAAGCUUGGUGGAGGCUCAGUAGUUUUUCCAUAAUCCUUAGGGGACUUUUGAUCAGGCCCUUGUUUAUCAUGCUAUAAAUUCCUGCUGUAUCCACUCAUCCCUGCACACAAUCCAAUUUUUUAAAAAAGCAGAUGUGUAUUGGUGACUGAACUUGCAUUGAAGACUAUAUAGAUAAUGUUACUAGUUUUAGAGGUACAUCCCCCAUACUCUUCAACAUAAGAACAAACAACACUGAAAACCCUUUUUGUUUUGUUUGUUUAUAUCCUCAAAUUGGUUGAGAAGUUUACUGCUACAGGAGGACAGAGGGGCUGAUAUGGCAAUGGUGCAGCAUAUAGGCUUUCCUUGGUUAACUGAGGGGGCCUUCUCCAAAAUGAAGACUAAUCUGGAAUAACUCUAACUAGACUAAGAGCAUGUCCAUCUAUGCUGCAGAUAUUUGUGCACCUGCCAGUUCGCACAGAAAUACCUCAAGCAGCUUGGGUAUUGCUCAAACUGUAACCAUUGCUAGGUCAGAGCUCCCUAGGGGCUAAAAAACCUGUUGAAGAUUCUGGAAAAGUAGUUGGGCGAUGAGCCUAUGUUGAGCUUUAUGCCAUCACAGUUCCACUGCUAGUAGUACCAGAACUAGCUUGAGUAGUGCCGCACAGGCAGCAGCUCCUAAGCAAGUGACUGCAGCAAUGUAUAAAUCUGUGUAAAGAUGCUUCAGAAACUUAAGUAGUUUAAACAGGGAAAGAUGUAACUUGAGACCCUGGAUAUCCAAAUACUGAAAAGCCUGUCUACAGAGUAGUUUAAAGCCAUGUAGGGACUAAGGGCCACACUUAAGUGGUAUUUAGGCACUUCAUUGCUUAAAAAAACCAAACAAAUAAAAACAAACCAAAAAAACCCCCCAAAACUUCCUACUAUCUGCAUUGUCAAGGACCUGUAUAGAUUUACAUAUCUUAUCCCAAGGGUUGGUUGUUUUUUUAUGCAUCUUUUACUUUGAAGGAGGUGGGAAAUCACAUUGCAACCCAUAAAAGAUUAGUGUUUAACAGGUACUUAGUUUCAUUAGGAUGUAGCUGUGUAGCCAAUGCAGGACAUAUUUGAAUGCUAGCAUUUCAGCUCCCAGCUGGACACAUUCAUGACUGACAGAUAAUACAAGUAGGGUGCUUGCAGACAUAAAAAAUAAAAUAAAAACAACAACAAAAACUAAACUUGGCGUGUUCCUGCGCCGAUGCCAGCACAGGCAGCGUGGUAGUGGGACCUGGCUCACCCAACAUCUGGUUUAGUGGGGGGUUUUUGGCACUUUUAUCUAAUGUGCGAAGCACCCAGUGUAUAGAGAUGCUGCGGAGCCAGAUCGAAGUAAUGCAUUGCUUCUGUCAAGUGUGUUGUUGGUUUUUGUUUUUUUUUUUUUAAUAUUUGCAAGCAGCUGUAAUGUAUUAAAUGGGUGGAAAGUGAGAGGUAGUAGAUUCAGCAAACUUAAAGCCAUUUCAAGAGGGAUACUCUAAUCUCAGCAAACCGACUAUUUCCGUUUUCAUAAAACCAGUCAAUGAUGGGAGGAAAGAGUCAGAAAACAAAUUCUGAAGGAAACCCAACUUUCUUUCACAGCAUUUGCAACCUAAAUACUAAGCAGUUGAGAUUUGCUCAUUUCAUUGUUCAAGUAGAGAGAUUUUUUUUUUUAAGUUUUUUUUUUUUCUUAGAAUAAAUAAGGACAUCCGUUUUCACAAACAGCAAGCCCAGAUUAUCUGCUGUGGCACAGAAAACAGGAAGCAUCAAGUGCUUUCAUCUUCUCUAUUUCCCUAUGGUCCCAAAGGAGACAUCCCUUCAUCUUGGGGUGCAAAGGAACUGGACAAAGCUAUGAGGAAAGAUCUGAAGAUAGAUUUUUCCAUAUCAUCUCCCAUGCAGGCCUUCCAGCCUGUAGGCAGACCACUUACUACUAUUCUUAUUCCUUCAUAGCUCUGUAGACCUUCAAGGUCUUUGGCUGCUGUCCCAAUUUGCCUCCACCUUUUUCUGUGAAGGGCAUUUUUUUUUUCCUGUUGCUGGUAAUUCACAGCAGGAAAAUCUAGCUUACUAUGAUACUGACAAAUCAGUACUAACCUGGACAUACUUCCCCUCUCAUCUCCAGAGGGAUGUGUUGUAAGGACAAAUGUCAGUGCCAGAGGCCCUAACAGCUCAGCAAUAUUGGAAUGGCAGUAGCUGGUAUCUAGGAGGAAGUUCUGUGAAACCCCUCAUAGAUAUAUUUAUAUAUCUAGAUAUAUAUCCAUCUAGAUAUAUAUAGAUAAAAAUAUGAGCAAUGUUUUUUUAGGUAGCCUUAGUGUCUCUUCAGGACCUAGUGUGUCCAAAUAAUUGAGGUUUACAAUAUUUAUAUUAGAAGGGAAUCAUUCUGGCAGUUUUCAUUCUUUCUGUCCCUCAGAGUUUGCACUUUGAGCCUCUUAUUUACAAAGGCACUUCAGUGCUUUGAGGACACAGUUUAAAGGAGCACAAAACCCCCUUUUGUUGAAGGAUGAAAUGUGUUGUGAUGUAGCACCUGGCACUUUACAGUUAAAGAUUAUAAGGUGUGUGCUCCAAAAAGCUGCCAUUUCAAGGUCCUGAUCAAAUGCCUCUUGUAAUCACUGGAUAUUUUUACACAGAGUUUAGUGGAAUUGCUUUGGUCUUUCAAAGAAAGUAUGCUGGCAAAAAAGUACUUGAAGGAAUACAUUUUCUUUCACAAGUCUUCCACAAGGAAAAGAAGAAGUCCAAGAGUUUAGGCAUGUUCAAGAACCAUUCUACCUGCAUUUUCCCCUAUAAUGUAGAAAACUAUAAUAGCAACAUAACAUCUCUAACAGCUGGGGAUCUAAAGACUGCUCAUUUCCUGCUAAUGCAAGUCAAGUGUUAAAUAGGCCUCAGGCUGCAUUUUAUUAGUUAUCAGUGGUCAACAGAGAGAACUGGACUAGUUUUGUAGUAUAACAUAUACCUACUAUUGAUGCUUUCAAUAAGGCAGGCAAUACAUAUUUUAUGCAAUACAAACUCCUGAUGACAGUGACAGAACUGUACUAUGAAUGAGAUGGUCUGACAAGAUGCUAGCCCAUGUAAGUAAAAGUAGCCAAUUACAUUUCUGAAACCAGGCAAAUCACCAAGAAUAAAUGUACAUUGACUUGUAGGUAUUUACUAGGGCAUAUACAAAUAUGUUGAUACUGUUGCUAAAUAUUAUGUAUUCAUUACACAAUAGUAUGGCUACAGUUGUGGGAAACUUGAUGUACUUGUAAGUCUUAAUGUGUUCUCAGGGACCAGAUUUCUCUCCUGUCUAUGCAUAGCUAAAGUAGUGAGGAGGGCUAGGGAUGAGAGCAAGGACUUCCAUUCCAGACUCUCCCUAAAACCUCUCCUAGUGGACUGUGAACUGAGCACAUGGGGAACAGAGAAAGCCAAGGAACUAAAUGCCAGCCACAAAUUCUUUAGAUUGCUGUCUCUGUGCAAGUUUGAGAGUAUCCCUGUAGAGGGAGCCAACAACCUGACUGGAGAAAAAUACAUGCCAGCACUUAUUUUACAGCUCUGAAGAGGGGGAGGAAAGAGGAGUGUGUAGAAAGCUGCCAUCCUCACAUGCAGAGGCAGCUUUAGAGGUGGGUGACUGCUCACGGUGCCGUGGUCAGGAAGGUACCAAACACUUGGUCACCCUUCCUGAUCCCCACUCCAGGCUGAAGAAGCAAUACCCAGUCCAGCCCAACGGGGCGCCACCAAAAUAAAAGUUUGCCCAGGGCACCAUUUUCCAUUAGGUCAGCUCUACUCACGUGGACUGAGUUUUGUUGACAGUUUGCAAGAACUUCAUCCACCUAGAUCUUUCACGUUGUGCAAGGAGCACAGCAAAAAUAAUACUUUAGGCCUCUAGAGUACUUCCAAAACAACUAGGCAUAGAUAACGCUGUUCAGAACUUUUUCUAUAGGAGUAGCAAGUGCCUAGAAAUAGAAGUAUAGGCCACCCCUGCUUAGGUCUCUUAAUUGGUUCCUGAAAAACCAAGCGUUAAGUGAAAUGAGCAUUAAGCAAAACUGAAAGUAUUUGAGGACCCAAGAUGGUGACUGCAGUUGUUUUUAGUGACCCAAGAUGGCGGCCAUGAACAUUAUAAUGAAACUCGCUGAGCGCUAAGUGAAAUCAGGUAUUAAUUUAAAAUGAGCGUUAUAGCAAAAUAGUGCUAAGUGAAACAGCGUUAAGCAGGUGUUGCCUGUAUAUAGAAUUACUGACUUAAGGUUUUUAAAGGGCUGUUUUUGUUUACAGCGGUUCAGUCCAGCUACUAGUUUAAUGUAUUUGGGGCUCUGCAUGCAUAGUCCCUUGGAUGUGUUUAGGAAAAGUGGCUAAGCAUAGUAAAGUAAACCUGAAAACAGUCUUCCCUUUUGCAUUGCACCCUUAAAUCUUUGCCAUAUAUAUAUAUAUAUAUAUAUAUAUAAAAAAAGAAAGAAAGAGCUAAGUUUUUCAUAUUCCUGAAGCGUAGACUUUUUUAGAACAACACCAAAAAUCAUGAGAGUUGGCAACACCGAGACAACAAUACCUUUUGACUACCUUGAGUUAGUGCUAGAUAAGUUUGGUCUCCACUGCACAGUUCUGGGCACUUUAAGUAAAUGAUGGUUUAGGUCCUGCUCUUGAAUGGUGUUUUCUCUGGACUUGCGUUCCAUUAUUUGCCAAAUUAAAAUGCAUUUAACAGUUUAAAUGUUUGGAAAGAAAUUAUUUAUGCUGCCUAAAGACUUACACAAAAACACCCACACAAACACCAAUAUUGUUUUCUUAAAAUCAUAGAAUCUUUAUUCUGAGUCAGUUGUUUCAAGUUCAUUGCUGGCAAAAUGGGUGCAAUUUGGUUAAAGCCAAUCAAGUUGCACCCCUUUUUAUCAAAGUUGAAUUUAGUUUGGCUUGAUUGUGAAUUUACAGUGUAAUUUUAAGGAUGUAUUUAUUUUUUGAAUGAUUGUACUGUAAAUUAAAAACAUGAAGUCCAACACC
Molecule: messenger RNA, 6333 nt
Organism: Alligator mississippiensis (American alligator)
Lineage: Eukaryota; Metazoa; Chordata; Crocodylia; Alligatoridae
Gene: STARD4
Product: StAR related lipid transfer domain containing 4
Exons: 6
Coding region: 73-696 (207 amino acids)
Biological process (GO): intracellular cholesterol transport; cholesterol transport involved in cholesterol storage; cholesterol import
Cellular component (GO): cytosol; endoplasmic reticulum
Molecular function (GO): cholesterol binding; cholesterol transfer activity
Source: RefSeq, a predicted model, not a curated record